Mustela erminea (ermine) is the source of this 1023-nucleotide messenger RNA. RefSeq lists its product as uncharacterized. NCBI's taxonomy places the organism in Eukaryota, Metazoa, Chordata, Mammalia, Carnivora, Mustelidae. The transcript has 3 exons. The record is from RefSeq and is a predicted model, not a curated record. The coding region runs from base 1 to 1023 and encodes 340 amino acids.
AUGGGCCAUUUUAACCACAGGAUAUGCUUUAGAUGUAAUCAGAAAAAUACAUCGGAAAGGUCCUUCCUCCAAGGUGGACACAAAACCCAGGGAGUGCGGCUAUUCCCGAGGAGUACGUCUGGCAAAAGGGACCAUCCUAACAUUUCUCCUCCCUUUCUCCAGCGGGCCAGACCCUCAAGACCGCAGGAACACGAGCGUCAAGGGAGCGAAGCCCGCUGCCAAGUCAAGGGGUCCACCACCAUCAGCCCGUCCCGUCACUCGACCCCCACCCCCACCACGCAAGCCAGCAGGGUGACCUGGAGAGGCCUCGCCAGCCGCCCCUCUGAGAGAAGGGGGGACUGGAGCCGCGCUGCUACCUGCGCGCGGAAUCGCCGCGCGUCGCGAAUCCCCCUUCUCCACCCCCUCCCCACCCUAGCCCUGAGACCAGAUGCCCCAGGAUCCCGGCCUCUUACCCCACCGCCCGCGGAACGUUGGGAUUCGCGCCGGCAGCUAACCCAAGAAGGCGCCUGCGCGCUCGCCCCCGUGGCGGAGCGCUUCUCUCCGCCUUCCGCCUCCGCGUGCGCGCGCCCCGCGCGCGGGAGCGAGCCCGUCGAACGUAAGGGGAGGGGCCGGGAAAAGGCGCGGAGAGGCGGUGGCCGGCUUAGGAGGCGGAGCAGCGGGGGCUGGAACCCGAGAGGCCUCCCACCCCGGUUUAGGCUUGGGGCAGGUGGAAAGCCCCUUGCUCUUCUUUCCCGGGAUGAUGGCCAAGUCCUGAGCGGCUGCUUAGUCCACGGAUUCCUGUCAGGGGCGCGUCCUGGCUCCCUUCGCAGAGUGGAGAGCCCUUGGCUAAUCCUCACCAGCGGGCAGUGGGUCUUCCUCUGCGACUGUGCUCUCAAGGAGCCAGGAAGCCAACCUGCUUCACAGUCUUCAAGCCAUACGCCUACGGAGAAGAAUGUAUUAAGGCUGCAACAAGAGCAACUUUAUCAUAAAGUCAUAAUUCCUGAUGUAUGUGGAAAGGUGAUGCUGUUGAAGUACCAUCAAUAA